Pseudozyma flocculosa PF-1 is the source of this 2889-nucleotide messenger RNA. RefSeq lists its product as uncharacterized. The transcript has 3 exons. Bases 1 to 2889 code for a protein of 962 amino acids. NCBI's taxonomy places the organism in Eukaryota, Fungi, Basidiomycota, Ustilaginomycetes, Ustilaginales, Ustilaginaceae. Gene Ontology annotation, biological process: adenylate cyclase-activating G protein-coupled receptor signaling pathway. The record is from RefSeq and is a predicted model, not a curated record. Gene Ontology annotation, molecular function: G protein-coupled receptor activity. Gene Ontology annotation, cellular component: plasma membrane.
AUGCGGUUGCCCCCGGAUCUGACGGCAUCGCUGUCCGUGGGGUCCGCCGCAGCCGCUAGGGAUGCGACGCACACCUUUUCUCCUGCCACCGACACCCCCGCCCUGGUCCGCAGGACUUCGGUCUUUGCCAUCCAGGGCAUCGGCAAUGCUGGCAACAUUGUCGACCUUGUCAUCUGCCUGCUCUCGUUUUUCGGCGCCCUCGUCAUUAUUCUCCCCUUUCUGCUGAGCAAGAGCUCGAGGAAGCUCCGCCACGCUCUUAUCGUCGGCCUGGCUACGAGCGACCUAGCGGCAAGCAUCGUUGUCAUCGUCAGCACCGCCUGCCUCUUGGCCGGCGUGGAUCUGGCCGAGACGACGGCGCUCUGCAGCUUUCUCGGCUAUUCGCUCAGCGUCUCGGUGUUUGCCCAGCACCUCUGGAACCUCGCGAUCGCGCUGGUCACCUACAUGAUCCUCGUGCACCCGCUCUCGUCGUUCACGUUGACGGUCGAGCGCCGCCUGGUGUGGCUCUGGCCGCUCUUCUGGGGCAUCGCCUUUUUCGCCCACGGCAUCGCCUGGAUCUGGGCUGACUACGGCUACGUCGGCGGCUACUGCACGCUCAAGAGCGACACCUCGUUCGGCGCCGUCUUCCUCUUUGUCCCGCGGGCCGUCGUCACCGUCCUCAUCAUCGUCCUCUACACGCACCUCUUCUUCUUCCUCCGGAGAACCAACCUCUUCAAGGCGGUCUCGAACGUCUCCGGGUCACGGCAACGCUCCGGCUCCAAGUCGUCUAGCGGGCAGGCAUCUUCGCCCGCAGACGCCGGCGCGCGGAGCGGACACGCUCGGUUGGUCGCCAACGGCGCCACGGCAAGCGGCGGGACCGUGGGCGACGGCAACUCGUUUGCCACCGCACCUUUUCUCGCCGCAUCCUCGGACUCGUCGACGACCGAGGGCGUCUCUGGGUCGUCGAGCAGCAAGCGAUCACUGCGGACACGUUUCCUGUCUGCGGCGUCCGGCAAAAAGUCCGGCGCCGCUGCGAAUGGAGGCGGAGACGGCGAGGUCGAGGUGAUUUCGGACGCAGCGAGGCGGACAUCGCCACGUCCCGCCACGAUCGAGCUGCAGGAGUUUGCUAGCAGCAGCACGCUCAACCAGCGUCACGCGGCUCAGCAGAUGGAGCACGAGAGCGCCGCCGCUGCGAAGCGAGCAGCUGCCGCAGUCCAGGGUGAAGACCUCGAGGAUGCGGCCCGAGAGGCAAGGCGAGCUGAAGCCGGUGCCGCCGACUUCGCACUGCCAGGGCAGAGCACGGACCAAGACGUUGGGUGGAGCAACCUCCGCCGCGGCUCGGCGACACGGGCAGAUCUGCCGUCGCCGAUCGUGGUUGUCGACUCGCCGCGUUCGAGCACGCAAAAUCGGCAGUCUCGCGAGUCCCUCUACCGUUCAAGAUCAGCAUCGGAUCCGCCGGCCUCGGCGCCAUUGCCAUCGGGGCUGGCGACCUGGAGUGGCGCUGCGGAAACCGUUCCGAGUCACGCUGCCGAUGGCAAAUGCAGCGACGGCAGGCGAGUAGAGCAAAGUGGCAUGAGCAUGGAUGGAUCGACGCUAGCAUCGGCGCAAGACACUGCCACGUCCUCAGCGGCGCCGCAGAAGAAGUUCGGCGACGGCGCUGGUGCCGACAGCUCGCGAUCAACAAAAGCCGACGCUGCCCGGGCAGCACCGCCCCGUGGCCCACCACGGAGCCUUGGCCGCAGCCGAGGCGCUGCCGUUGCAUCGAAGAGGCCGUCGACGACCGAGACCUACCAGAAGCGGGAGGUGCGGCCCUCGAGAUACCAGGAGACGGGCGAACGGCGCGAAGGAUCUUCGUCGCACGCCUACACGGUGGGCGGCAGGGCGGGUCGACGGAUGCUGAUGCGGCGGGCCUCGUUUGGGGAUCUGAGCGAAGGCUCCGACUCUGACGAGGACCUGUACAGCUUCCGACCCAUGCGGCCGCGCAAGGACGUGAGCGACUUUGACAUGACGAGUGCUCCGCGGGAGCACCUCAAGCACCUCAACGCGCCCAAGAUCUGGGCCAACAUGGGCGAGAUGCUGGCCAUGGAGGGCGAUGAGCCGCACGCGGGCGGCGAGGCGAGGGCCGAAGACGACGCGCACCGCGCCGUUGCGAUCCCGAUGCCGCCGACGGCGCAAGACUUUGAGCAGACGUUGGGCGACGACUGGAGCUGGGGCAUGGACGUGACGUCGCCGGGCGAGGAGCCUAGGCGGGAGCGGCACGCCGACCGACGCGCUGCUGGGCAGACGGGCGGAAGCCAGCGGAGCCACCGUCUGCUGGCGCACUACCUGCAUCGGAGCGAGGGAAGGGCCAGCAAGGGCUCUGGGCAUCGCGGCCCGUCGUGCAGCGGCGGGCAGGUGUCGAGCGACACGACGGCGUCGUCUGGGUCCGACGGCCAAGGCGUCGACAGCCUGGGCAGCACGCUCAACCGGCAGGCGAGCCUGCUGAUGCUGCUGUACCCUGCGGCCUACGUGCUGCUGUUUUCGCUGUCCAUUAUCCGGAUCAUCGACGAUCUGGCCAACGACCAGGGGCGCACGCGCUCGCAAGAGGUGCUGCACACGCUGAGCCGCUGGUUCAUCUUUGCCCAGGGCCUGCUCGACGCCUUCAUCUUCCAAUUCAUCGAAAAGCAGUUCCGCAAGCGCAUGAAGCGGCGGCGUCGGCGCGCCAUGGGCGAGCACGUCGACGACCCCUUCUGGACAAAGGUGGGCCGCGACGCGGCGCGCACGCUGCGCCGGUGGCUUGGCCGCGGCGGCGGCGACGAGCGGCCGUCGGCCGAGGCCCAGGAGAUGGCCUUUCGGCGCGGGGCGGGUGUCACGUCGACGAGCGGUGCCACGUCGGCCAGCCAGCACGAUGGCGGCAGCACCAGCCGGCCGUAG